This is a messenger RNA of Leptinotarsa decemlineata (Colorado potato beetle), 4990 nucleotides long. RefSeq names its product protein serrate (gene Ser). Gene Ontology annotation, biological process: cell communication; multicellular organism development; Notch signaling pathway. Gene Ontology annotation, molecular function: calcium ion binding; Notch binding. The record is from RefSeq and is a predicted model, not a curated record. NCBI's taxonomy places the organism in Eukaryota, Metazoa, Arthropoda, Insecta, Coleoptera, Chrysomelidae. Gene Ontology annotation, cellular component: membrane.
AUGAGGGAAUUACUGAAUUUAACAAGUUCCUUUGUAUAUUGGCAGAUUUAUAGGUCGUUCACACUGAUACUACAGGCUGUGGAUCAUAACAAUAUUUCAUUACCUGCUACUAACAACAUAAUAGAAGAAGCCACCUAUUCCGGCAUAAUAGAUCCAAGCGCCGAAUGGCACACCCUGAACCACAGGGGACCCCGCGCUCGCCUGACAUACAGGGUGCGCGUCAAAUGUGAUAUACACUACUAUAAUUCGACUUGUACAAAGUUUUGUAGACCGAGAGACGACGCUUUCGGUCACUUCAUCUGUGAUUCGAGUGGUGAGAAGAGAUGCAUAGAAGGUUGGGAGGGAUCUACGUGCGAAAGAGCUUCCUGUAAAUUAGGCUGUCAUCCAAUCCAUGGCAAGUGUGAAGAUAAUCCAGGAGGUUGUACGUGCCGACCUGGUUGGAAAGGGGACUUUUGUGAUCAAUGUGAACCGUAUCCGGGAUGUAAACAUGGGUACUGCAACGGGUCUUCCUGGCAAUGUAUUUGUGAUACCAAUUGGGGUGGAAUACUAUGUGAUCAAGAUCUGAACUACUGCGGUACCCACGAACCUUGCAUCAACGGUGGUACCUGCGAGAAUACAGCACCGGACAACUACCUUUGUACCUGUCCCGAAGGAUUUUCCGGCUCGAACUGUGAAGUGGUGGAUAAUCCUUGUGCCCCAGCCCCCUGCGCCCAUGGGGGUACUUGUCUGGAGGCGGGAGGCUCUUUCAGCUGUGAAUGCGGAAAUGGGUGGACGGGGCCAACCUGCAAUAUUGAUAUCGACGAGUGUGCUUCAGCUCCCUGUCAAAAUGGCGGUUCAUGCAUCAACAUGGAAAAUUCGUUCAAAUGCAAUUGUUCCAGUUCCUGGGAAGGAAAUGUUUGUCAAUUUGAUGCUGACGAAUGCCUUGAUAAUCCCUGCAUCAAUGCCAUCUCCUGCACCAACCUAGUAGGCGAUUACCACUGCAAAUGUCGAGUCGGCUGGAUGGGAAAAAACUGCGACCAAAACAUCAAUGAUUGCGUUGGACAGUGUCAACAUGGCGCCACCUGCAUAGAUCUCGUAAAUGAUUAUCAUUGCGCCUGUAUGCCUGGAUAUACUGGAAGGGACUGCCAUACCGAUAUAGAUGAUUGCGGAUCGAGUCCUUGUAAAAAUGGCGGAGAAUGUGUCGAUCAAGUGAAUGGCUAUAGGUGCAUUUGUCCAGUUGGUAUCACCGGCCUCGAAUGUGAAAACGACUACGACCACUGUAAUCCGGACCCUUGUGAGAACAGAGCACCUUGUUUCAAAACUCAAUCCGAUUACUAUUGCCAUUGUCCGGAAGGUUGGCAGGGAAAAAACUGCAGCCAAGCGAGGAUUUCUUGUGAUAAUCCCCCGUGUGACGACGGUGUAGAUAGCUGCGUCAUUGUUUCUGUCGGAGGGAGCAGAUCUUCAGCCCCAAGUUUAUGUGGAGAACAUGGUCAUUGCAUUAAUCAACCUGGCAUUGGUUACAAGUGUCAGUGUCAACCUGGGUAUACCGGAAAAUAUUGCCAUGAAAACAUCAAUGACUGCAAAGUGAACCCUUGUGAAAAUGGCGGAACUUGUGUGGACAAGGUGAACGCUUUCCAAUGUAUAUGCAUUGAAGGAUGGGAAGGUGCUCUGUGCAAUAUAAAUACCGAUGAUUGUUCGCCAAAUCCAUGUCGAAACAAUGGAACCUGCAUCGAUUUAAUAGCCGAUUUUGAAUGCGAGUGUAAAAAUGGAUGGAAAGGGAAAACUUGCUCUCUGAAAGACAGUCAUUGUGACCACACUACCUGCAAAAACGGGGGGACGUGCCAAGAUCUGGGGAACACUUUUGUUUGCAGAUGCCCUCCUGAUUGGGAAGGUACCACAUGUCACAUCGUCAAGCAAACGGCGUGCAGAUCAAACCCCUGCCUGAACGGGGGAACGUGCGUCAACACAGGCGACUACUACCAGUGCAUUUGCAGGGAUGGCUUUGAAGGAGACCAUUGCCAGGACGACGUCAAUGAUUGCAGCCCGCAGCCUUGCUACAACGGCGGAAAGUGCAUCGAUGGCGUCAAUUGGUUUUUGUGCGAGUGCGCACUGGGAUUCACAGGGCCAGACUGUAGAAUAAAUGUCAACGACUGUGCGUCGAAUCCUUGCGGAUACGGAGGCACUUGCAUCGACGACAUCGGGGAUUUCAAGUGCAUUUGUCCUGCAGGAAGAAAGGGCAAGAGAUGUAAUAUCGACGACAGAGCAUUCCUACCAUCACCAGGCAGCUGCCCGUGGAACAGCCAUAUCCUGGAGAACAACGUAACUUGGCAACACGAAUGCAAUACCUGCAUGUGCAACAACGGCAUCGUUAAAUGUACCAGAGUGUGGUGCGGCCUCGGGAACUGCCGCACAUCCAAUCAGCAAAACACCAUGUGCACCCUGAGCCAAGUGUGUGUACCUUCGUCCCUCGAAUCGUGCCUCGCACCCCCUUGUUUGCCUUACGGAGAAUGCAGGGAUUUGGAAAGCGGGCGGAGAGUCAAGCCUCCCUCCCUGCCCACACCAAGUACCUGUUGGCCGAACCAGGCGUUGCUCAGUAAUAGUUGCGCGAGACUAACCUUGCUACUGGAUAGGGUUAAGCUGCCGCAAGGGAUAACGGUUGAGGGGCUUUGCGGAGAUUUGAGGAGGCUGCUAGCGAACCAACAGGCUGUCGAGGGGCUACAGGAUUCGUUGGUUCUCUUGUGCGAUUUGAAAACCGGAUAUAAUGAUACAGUUGAAGUCACUCUGUCCGGCGACCGUUGGGUCCUUGACGGCAUACGAGUCGUCGGAGAAGCGAUUUCUCGAAAGCAAACUUCUUUCCUAGCUCUAACCUCAAUUGUCGAAGUCAAAGUGGAAACCGCCCUUCUAUCUGAAGAGCAGCAGAGCAACAAAUACCUUAUAGCCCUCGUAUGCUUCAUCGUGAUCGGAAUCUGCGCGGCGGGAGUCGUCGGCUUUUUAUACCUGAAACAGCGCAGAAGGAACCUUGGACAAAGUGGCAUGAACCUUUCUCCCUCCACCGAAACUUGCCACAGGAACCACGAGGACGAGAAAUCCAACAACCUUCAAAACGAAGAGAAUCUAAGGCGGUACGCAAAUCCCCUCAAAGAUGACAUCGGUAGCAGCAUGGCGAGCAUAAACUCCGCCAUCGACAUGCCCAGAGUGAGUGUGGUGCGCCCCAUGUCGAGCAUGAUUCCUCACGACAGCUCCAGCGAAAUGCUCGAAAUGAUCUCCGAGGUGGAUUGUCCGGGAUCGCGCAAGACAAUGCUGGUUCUACCAGGCACCAGCUCCUCGGAGAACACGCUGAAGCUCAACGAAGGGGUGAAAAUCGCUGAUGGACUCAACAGCGCCCACAGAAACAGCCAGAUAAUGCUGUACAAGGCGCAGAAUCCGGACGUUCGAAAAAACACCGCAGCAUUUGACGACUCUUCGGGACACAAGGACUUUAGUAAAAGUAUUAUAAAUAUCAAUAAGCAGAGGACUUCACAACAACAGAGUGCUAGUGCGGACGUGCUUACUGUUCUUGUUUGAGAGAGCCAGUGUUAAUUUCACUUAUAUAAUGGCGAGGGGUUCUUGAGUUUUUAGAUAGAGCUAGGGCGCCUUACACAAAAUCAUGAAGAUGGUAUUAAAAGAGCCGAAGGGUAGAAUAGCUCUGUAUUGGGUCGGCAUGACUAUUGGUAACUUUGGAAAUUUGUGAUUCCAGUUAAGAUUUUUUUCUCAUUGUUGAUGACUUACAGAAUUACACAAGAUCAGAGUGAAAUAUUAAAUUGACCCCGAACUAAUCUCACGAGAAAAAUCUUCGAGUGGAAUUCACUGGAACUUUGCAGAAUGCUGAAGAAAGAAAAGUUUUCAUUAUUAGAACUUAUUCUUGAUUUUGAAAUUCAUUCAGAAGAAUGUCUAUCCUAUGCAUAUAUUACAUAUCACGGGAAAAGACUAUCGUUGAACUGGUAUAAAAAUGGAAAAAUAUCAAUCAGAAUAUUGCAAACAAAUGUUCCCAUGUACAAAACGUUCCUUACUCGAACAGUAAUAAUGAUUAUAAAUUUCAUGAAACAAUGUAAUAUUAGUUCAUUACCUUAUUUCCCUUGUAGAGUUUAUUCAAGACUAAAAUAUAUAGAUUUCACAUUGGAAGCAAUAGUAGGUAAUGAGUAACAACAAUUAUAUAUUUUUGGUACUGAAUAUAUGCUAUUUCAUUGCAAGCAACAAAUUAUUUAUAUUUUCAUAAGAAACUUACUUUUUCAUUUUUUUUUUUCAAUAAAACAAAAAUUAUAUUGAAAGAUUAUUCUAUAUUCUGUUGAGUUUUUUCUUUGAAUAAUGCCACCACAUAUAGAUAUCUAUUUGAAAAUGUAAUUCAAUUGAAUCUUUUUCAUCUUAAAACUGUAAUUGUCAACAUCAUAUUCACUUCUCAUUUAUAUAAUUGAUGUCAUUGUUUGCUUUACUGCUAAUAAUAUUACAUGUUAGGUUUAUAUAGUUUAUUACAUAAUAAGUGAAACCACUAGUGAAAUUGAAUAAUUUUGAUCAAUAACUCAAUUAUGACAGGUUGUACCUAACACUUUAAAAUUAUUUCACUUAUUUCACUUGUUCACAAUCGUUUCUAACCUCGUCACUUGUAUAAACUUCAACCUAAUGUCGACGUAACUAAAUCAAUCUUCAGCUUAAUACUCUUGAUACAAAUGCCAUAUUAAAGACCUAGCAUCAGGAUACUCAAGUUAGAUCGCUACGUUUAUUGGCGGUAUGUUGGAGGGCAGCGACGUGACAUCGUUUAACUACAUCUGUAGCUAGUAGCUACUGUUUGAAAAAAUCUGUUGAUUCAUACUCUUUGACAGAGUUGCUCAAGCAUGAUUUCCACUUCUUUUAUUGAAUCGUAAGGCGCUUUAGCUCAGAAAGUAUCCUUUAGCUUGAAUAAUAUAUGAAACAUUUUUUAUACGAAUCAUAUUGUAGCUUGAGCAGCAGUCUAAAUAUAUUUUUUUAUUUUGUGCAA